AUGUGGUACCUGAGUGCUAGUCCGUGUAUCACCCACCGACAUAACCAUUCAAUAAACGACCACGACGACGACUUUAAUGAAUUUCAUGACGGUGAUCACGAUGAACGUAAAUUCGCUGAUUAUCUGGACGAAGGUGGAUAUGACUACAGGGAGCAUGUCGCCGCAGAUUCAAUCGUAGGCAAGCCACUUCAGAUGUUCCUCUUUGUCUUUCUACUCGCCGUCAUCGUUGUCGGCGUCAUCGGAAACUCUCUCAUCCUCGUCAUCGUCUUCACCCAGAGGAAACAUCGAACGACCUCGAGCUGCUACGUCGCCAGUCUUGCUUUAACGGACAUCGUGGUGCUUCUUACAUGUGGGAUUCUGCAUCUCGCCCUUUUGAUCAUUCCCGCUUUCGAUCUCGAUCUCAUCGAGUUUCCGACUAGGAUAUUCACAUGCUUCACUUUUAUUCAUGAGGUGUCUAAAGGAGUGACGUGUUAUAUGUUAGUUGCCCUGACUAUCGACCGAUACCUGGCCUUUGUUCAUCCGUUAUCCUCUAUAAGACUUCGAACUAUCCGGCAUGCCGUGAUCGUCAGUGUCGCAGUGUGGCUCGGAUCCUUGCUUUACUGCGUAAUCAUCGAGGCCCUCAACCAGGUAAUCGACGAACUGCCCGUCUUCCUAAUCUUCUUCCUUACCGAGUACGUCGCCCCUCUCGUCCUCAGCACAACAUGUUACGUCAUCAUCAUCCAUAAGAUGUGGCGACCGGGUCCGCGCGUCGUUUCAUUACGACGAGGAAGCAACCAGAGCGACGAUCACCGGCGACAGAAAGUCGGCCUCCUGCGAAUGGUUCUCGUCGCCCUGAUCGUUUUCGCCGUCAGCGUUGGUCUUCACCACGCCAUACGUUUUUAUGUCAUCGUCUCUGGGCGCGGAGAAAGCGAGAACCACUGCAAAAUAUCCCUGUGGACGUUUUUAUCGGAUAUCGCCCUCUUCGUGAACAGUGCGUUGAAUCCGUUUGUCUACGGACUGACGAAUUCCCUCUACGCCAGUGCAUUCAAAUCAAUGUUGUGUUGCUGCAACAAAGGGCCUAGGAAUUUGGUGUCUGCUUUUAAGACAAUACCCGAGAUUUACCGAAAGUUAUCGGGGGCGUCAGCUACCUUGGGCAAGACAGAGUCAGUGGAACUGAGUGAUGUGAAGGAUUAUCUAGAAAACCCUGUCGUGGACAUAGAAGAUUAUUCAGGUUCAGACGUUUCGUUUGAAGUAGUUUGAUUUUAUAACUCUAUGCAAACUAUAUACCCCGUCCCCAUUGGUGAAGAAGAAUUAUAAACAAACACCUAAUGUUAGGAUAAAAAUGCUACAUUUAUGAGGAAAACCUCCCCAAUUUUGAAUUGAUUUCUCAUCUAUAAUGACUAUAAACCAAUAUAAAUUGUUUUAUUAUAUUCGCAAGAAAAAAAUAAUGUUGGCAAUUUUCUGCUCCUCCCCUUCCCAAUGAGUAACCCUGUAAAUGGCCGGGGGAUUCUGGUUAUAAUAUUUUCUAAGCGAAAUCAAAGAAAAUGUAUCAUUUUUAUCUAAAGCUAUCUUGAGAUAUGCUAGAUUUUAGAAAUCAUUUUAAGCGUUGGGAGCCCCUAAUUCGCCAAAAAUGUUGAUGGUAAAAUUUCAUUUAAAUGAUAUCAUAAAAUGAAAAAGGAUG
Messenger RNA from Strongylocentrotus purpuratus (purple sea urchin), 1660 nucleotides. Its product is annotated as nociceptin receptor-like. The transcript is spliced from 3 exons. Lineage: Eukaryota; Metazoa; Echinodermata; Echinoidea; Camarodonta; Strongylocentrotidae. Gene Ontology annotation, biological process: G protein-coupled receptor signaling pathway. Gene Ontology annotation, cellular component: plasma membrane. Gene Ontology annotation, molecular function: G protein-coupled receptor activity. Bases 1 to 1239 code for a protein of 412 amino acids. The record is from RefSeq and is a predicted model, not a curated record.